CUGAUGUAUGUCCAUAUGUAGGCUGAAAGAAAGAAUUAGUGCGAAGGAGAGAAAGUGAGAGGAUUAGAGAAGGAAUGAGACACACAGACAGACAGACAUCAAAAACAGGGAAAUAUUAAUAAAUAGUAAAAGUGAAGUUGCAGAGAGCUCUGGUCAAAGCAAAAAAAAAAAAAGAAAAUAAAAGAAGAAAGAAAAAAACCCUUCCAUCAUUUCACUGGAAUUUCAAACUUUAGUUUUUGCUUCAUUCACAAGAAACAGAAGAAAUCCUGAAGGGAAGACAAAUGAAAUAAAAACAGGAAAAAAAAAAACAGAGAAAAAAAACUAUAAUAAGAACCAAAAACAAAAAAAAAAGGACAACUUUGAACCAACAUGGAUCUUCGUUACUGGACGAACACCAACAAUACCUGGAUAACUCCUGAUGAUAUUUUUGCUCAUAGUGCUAAAGUUAUUCCGGUUAUUGUUAUAACUGUUAUCUCAAUAUUUCUUGGUACAUUUGGAAACAUUUUCACCAUUCUGGCCAUCAUUUUCACAAAGAAGCUGAGAACAACGGAGAACAUAUUUUUGGUAAACCUGGCCCUUGCUGAUUUAUUUGUUUCGAGUUUUGUGAAUAUAUUUAGCCUUGUAGGAGCCGUAGCGGGUGAAGUGUAUUUCAAGGACAAGAGAGUCCUUUGUGUGUUCAUUGGCUUUUUCUGUUUGGUCUGCUGCCUGGUUUCUCUCUUCAAUAUCACAGCCGUGGCCUUCAAUCGCUUCAUCUUCAUAUGUCACCAUAACUACUACCGCGGAAUGUUCACUCCGACGAAAAGCUUGAUAAUAGCGAUUUCUCUGUGGGUGUUUGCAGCCAUUCUGGAAUGUGUAAAUUUCAUGCCAUGGGGAAACCACGCUUACGACAAGAAGACGCUCACCUGCGUCUGGGAUCGAACCGCUAGCCUUGGCAAUACCAUCUUCAUCACCAUUCUCGGUAUUUCAUUACCAGUGAUGAUCACAACGAUGAGCUACGUUAUGAUAUUCUACCACUUCUACCAAGCGAAGGAAAGGCUCAAUAAGAACCGGAACCAAUCGGACAAGAAAAAUACUCUGCAAGAAUCCAAAAAACUAAUGACGACACUUUUCUCGCUGUUCGUUGUGUUUGCUAUAUGUUGGCUGCCCUAUGCUUUCAUUGCCCUGACCGACGUCUACGACACUUUUGACCCUCUCGUGCAUAUCUAUUCAGUAACAUUUGCACACAUGAAUUCCUGUCUCAAUCCAGUGGUCUACGUUACCAACAACGAGCAUUUCCGGAAGGCUUUCAAGAAAAUCGUCUUGUUUCAGUGCAGAUAUGAGCAACGAAAGGUGGCCAACUGUUCUAUACAAGAGACUCAACUGUACUCCAUCACUAAAAAUGGAUGAAAUUACAACUGUAGCCGUACUACCACCACCAUCACCACAACCACACCACCUACUACUACUACUACUACUACUACUACUACUACUACUACUACUACUACUACUACUGUAAUCAUCAUUAGUGUUUCUACUGCUUAAACCACCCCCGUCUUUGUCACUGCCACUAUCACAAACAUUGCCACUACUACGGGAUCAUUAUCUCCUCAUAAUCAUUACCCAUUA
Messenger RNA from Octopus bimaculoides (California two-spot octopus), 1605 nucleotides. RefSeq names its product melatonin receptor type 1A. Gene Ontology annotation, biological process: G protein-coupled receptor signaling pathway. Lineage: Eukaryota; Metazoa; Mollusca; Cephalopoda; Octopoda; Octopodidae. Gene Ontology annotation, cellular component: membrane. The record is from RefSeq and is a predicted model, not a curated record. Gene Ontology annotation, molecular function: G protein-coupled receptor activity.